This is a messenger RNA of Lampris incognitus (smalleye Pacific opah), 1704 nucleotides long. RefSeq names its product dihydropyrimidinase-related protein 5-like. Gene Ontology annotation, molecular function: hydrolase activity, acting on carbon-nitrogen (but not peptide) bonds, in cyclic amides. The record is from RefSeq and is a predicted model, not a curated record. Gene Ontology annotation, cellular component: cytoplasm; cytosol. The transcript has 13 exons. NCBI's taxonomy places the organism in Eukaryota, Metazoa, Chordata, Actinopteri, Lampriformes, Lampridae. The coding region runs from base 1 to 1704 and encodes 567 amino acids.
AUGACUGCCAACGCAGGGUCAACGCGUGUUCUCAUUAAGGGGGGGAAGGUGGUCAACGACGAUUUCACCCAGGAGGCGGAUGUCUACAUUGAAAACGGCAUCAUUCAGCAGGUGGGGAAAGAGCUGAUGAUUCCUGGGGGGGCGAAGGUGAUUGACGCAUCAGGGAAGCUGGUGUUGCCGGGUGGAAUAGACACGUGUGUACAUCUGCAGCAGAGCUUCAUGAAUGCCACAAUCCAGGAUGACUUCUACAGUGGCACCAAGGCCGCUCUGAUGGGCGGUACUACCAUGGUGGUGUCCCUGGUCCUGCCUGAACAACACUGCUCCCUGCUGGACGCCUAUGAGAAGUGCCGUUCGUUGGCCGACGCCAAGUGCUGCAGUGACUACGCUCUGCACGUGGGAGUGACCUGGUGGGGCCCCAAGGUGCGUAAUGAGAUGGAGACCCUGGUGAGGGAGCAUGGGGUCAACUCCUUCCAGAUGUUCAUGGCCUACAAAGACAUGAUGAUGCUGAAGGACUCAGAGCUCUACCAGACCCUGCAGACCUGCAAGGACAUCGGCGCCAUUGCACGCGUGCACGCCGAGAACGGCGGGCUGGUGGCAGAGGGGGCCAGAGAGGCUCUGGAUUUGGGCAUCAGUGGACCUGAGGGUAUUGAGAUCAGCAGACCAGAGGAGUUGGAGUCCGAGGCUACUCACAGAGCCAUCACCAUCGCCAAUCGGGCCCACUGUCCAAUUUACUUGGUGAACGUAUCCAGUAUGUCUGCUGUGGACAUGAUCUCUGCUGCUAAGAUGCAGGGGAAGGUGGUCCAUGCAGAAACCACAGUAGCCCACGCCGUGCUGAAUGGGAUGCAGUAUUACCACCAAGACUGGGCUCAUGCUGCCGCCCAUGUCAUAGCCCCUCCCCUUCGCCUGGACCCCAACACACCAAACUACCUCAUGGGCCUGCUGGGCAAUGACACGCUGAGCGUUGUGGCUUCGGAGCACCGUCCUUUCAGCACCAAACAGAGAGCCCUGGGCAAGGAGGACUUCACUAAAAUCCCCCAUGGAGUGGCAGGGGUGCAGGACAGAAUGAGUGUCAUCUGGGAGCGGGGAGUGGUGGCGGGAAAGAUGGAUGAGAAUCGUUUUGUAGCAGUGACAAGCUCUAACGCAGCUAAGAUUUACAACCUGUACCCUCGAAAGGGUCGCAUCAUCCCUGGGGCCGAUGCUGAUGUGGUGGUUUGGGACCCUGAUGCAACCAGGACGAUCUCUCUCAGCACUCAGGUGCAGGGUGGCGACUUCAACCUGUAUGAGGGUAUGCGCUGCCAUGGCGUUCCCCUUGUGACCAUCAGCCGGGGUCGUCUGGUGUGUGAGAAUGGAGCGUUCAUGUGUGCUGAGGGCUCCGGAAAGUUCUACCCCCUGCGCACCUUCCCUGACUACUUGUACAAGAAGAUGGUGCAGAGAGAAAAGAGUCAGAUUUUGAAAGGGGUUGAGAGGGACCCGUACUCUGGAGAUGUGGCCAAGGUGGCCAACUCGAUGAAGAAGGAGCUAGGGCUGGGCCCAAUAGAUGGAGAAACACCUACAAAGCCCCCAGUGCGGAUGCACACGGGGGUGCGAGACCUCCAUGAGUCCUCCUUCAGCCUCUCAGGCUCACAAGUGGACGAUCACAUCCCCAAGAGGUCCUCCGCCCGUAUCUUGGCCCCCCCUGGUGGUCGCUCCAGUGGUAUCUGGUAA